Molecule: messenger RNA, 2379 nt
Organism: Symbiodinium necroappetens
Lineage: Eukaryota; Dinophyceae; Suessiales; Symbiodiniaceae
Source: the annotation of a GenBank genome assembly
AUGACAACCGUUGUCGCCGUCUCGAAUCCUACUCCACGGGCGCAGGUUUUGGGAGUCUCUGAUGUAUCCUUCGACGAGUGCUGCGAGGGGCGCUUACUAGGCGGCGACCAUUCGAGUGACUGCCCAAGGCUACGUCGCCUACCUGGUCAGCAUGACCAAAUGGCCAGAGACCAGGAGGUGGCCAUGGCUAUGCAGGAUCUGAAGGAACCAUCGAAUCUGAUGGCUGCCAUAUCCACUCGACAGAGCAUUGCAUGCCAGGCGCAUGACAAGCGCACCCAGACAUGCCGGGAACUAAUAAGUCGAUUAGAUCACAGAGUGCAACCUGGUUGUGCUGACAGAGACGGCGCCGUCUUGAUCCACCGCCUGGAACCUCAACAUGCACAUCCAGGACAACAGAGGGAGCUUUGUCCAGAGAAGAAGGAUUGGAUCCAGUUGGAAGAGGCGCAAGUGCGGCGCUGGGGUACCAGCAAAACCAUGUUACCGCAGUACCGGGUGCUGCACGCGCGGCGCUCUGCUCGGACGUCGCCGAGGACAGAGAUGCCAAGGCCGUCUCCACACACCGUUCAAGCUCGCCUUCCAAAGAAGCCCCGCUCCCGGCCAAGUUCGGUAACCCCGCGCUCCCCUCGCAAAGACGAAGGACGGAAGCGGAGCGAACAGGAGGCACCCGUUCGCAGUCUAGCUCGGGCCAGGUGCUGGCAAAAAAUGGGCUUCGCAAAGUUUCCUUUACAUGUGGCCUUGGCCAUCCCAGACUGCCCCGAUGCCGACAGGACCCAGUCAGGGCCGUGGCGCCGUGCGUCAGAUCGAGCCAGCAAGGAGAUUCGAGCUAGCAAGUCCGCGACUCCGUUACGCGAGGCACGGCGUGCGUUGGAAGCCUUGGCCUCCGCUGCACUGGCUGCGACACUACGUUGCUCGCGGAGCCAAGAACUGACAACCUGCCUGCUUCGAAGGGUUCUGGCCGAGUCUGCCGAGCUGGAGCAGCUUGCAGAAUUGCUGCGUGCUCCGUCAGCUCCUUCGGCUUCGCUCCCGACCGCUCACGCCAGAGUAGUCGAGAUUCUCGAGGAGGCGAAGGAAGCCAAUCGCCUCCUUGGCCAAGCGCUGCGAGCGCUGGGUGCCGACGGUGCCGAAGGACGGCGUUGGGGCAGGCAACUGAACUUGGACUUGGACCAAGCUUUCUCGACAGAGAAGCAUAACGUGGAGAAACUGACCAAACGAAGAAUGGAACCAGCAGAGGUGGCAAAGCCCGGAACUCCAGCUCCUGAUGAACCAAAUGCCAGGUGCACGGUGAUGGCGGCACUCAACGAGUUGGUCUCCGGAAUGCGACAGGCUCUGGAUGACAUCCAUCAGCUACGCCAAGAUGCUGUGAGUGAGUCAGGUUUCAAGACGUGUGAAGCUAACUCCACCCUGGCUCUUGGGAUUGCCUGGCCCCUGCCGUCUCGAAUCGUCUCGACCUUUGAGCUGAUUGACCACGUCCUCCUUGCCUCCCUUCCUCAAGCAGAAGAAUUCCAUCAGGCGGAGGCUGCCAGAGCUGAGGCCGCCCUCCGAAUGCCAGACAUUACCUACUCUGUGGUGGAUCCUCUGUGGGGAGAAGUGACCACAACCGAGGCGCCAUCAGCGUGGUUUCGGCUGCUUUUUUGCUGCUGUCCAUGCUGCGUCGUGGGCUGCAGUACGAAAGAAGCCAAGCGUGCGUGGGUCAAGUUCCUGUGCUCGUGCUCGUUUAUAUUGGCCGUUCUUCAGGUGGCAAUUCUCGUUGCAGUCAUUGCAGUGGAUGGCGGCAUGGUCUCCUACGAGGAGAACCCAAUGCUCGGUCCCAAGUUCAACCGUCUGGACGAAGCCGGCGGCAAGAAUGCAGCCAAAAUCUUGCUCCAUGGAGACUGGUGGCGACUAGCAUCAGCGACGAUGCUUCAUGCAGGCUGGAUCCACCUAGCUGGCAAUCUUGUCGUGCAGUUGCAUGCCGGCGUCCAGCUGGAAGUCAUUUGGGGCCCCACUGCUUGGCUAGUGGUUUACUUCGUCAGCGGCAUCUAUGCAAAUCUGCUAAGCUGUGUGCUUCAUCCAGACACCAUCGGCGUCGGAUCGUCUGGUUGCCUUUGUGGACUUAUCGGAGGUUGGCUGAGCUUCAUUUUCAUCACCUGGAACCAGACGCUGCCGUCUGACAUCAAGAUGAGAAACGCACAAGUCACGUCUAUCGUCCUUUCGAUCCUCAUGGUGCUGGUGUUCAGCUUCCUGCCCCUCAUGGACUUCGCUGCUCAUGUUGGCGGCCUUCUGAUGGGCACAGGUACCUCCAUGGUCAUGUUUGGAAGCAGGCCAGUUGUCGGUGAAUGGAUGGUUGUGCAAAUUCCGGGCUGCAGUGGUGGGGCUCCCCGGCCCGACAUCACCCAGUGA